CUAAAUAUAGUCAUGUGUGAUCUUGUUUGAUUUGUCUUAACAUAUAGAUUAUUAAUAUAUAAUUUCUAUAAUUUUUUAAUAUACAAAUUACAAGAUAAAAUGGAUUAAAGAAGUGCAUUGGAUGGUGUGCCAAAAGAAUUUUUUAUUAAAAAUGGAGGCCCAAUGUACACGGUUAGAGACUCUGAUUAUGAGUACCAAUGCACUGGACGCACUUAUUGGUUUGCUUGAAGAUGUUCUAUAUGGAGAAAUUGAUCUAGACGAAGGAGUGUGUGGAGUUUAUGAUCAUGUGGAAGAACUUAUAAAGACCCGGUCAUUUCGUCAUACUACUGGUCAGCCAAAUUAUGACUCUGAUUUGCACGCGUUUGAUGUAGAAAUCUCUUGCUCCAUACAAGAUUUGGUUCGUGGUCCCCCAAUUUUACCGAGUUUGAUUCCUUGGGAGUUACAAAAUUUUAGAACAAACAUGAUGAAUGCCAUCCGAAACCUUAUCAAUGCCCCGCUUUUGGCUCAUAUGGUCACCAUACAAAACACUGAGUCUCAUGAAAAGGAGUCAAAGGAUGACUCAAGCGUAGAAUUAUAUGUUGGGGAUAACAUGGACAGUGGGCCUGAGCUCAUAAAUGCUGAUGACGAGGGGUCCGGGGAUAACAUGGAUAGUGGGCCUAAACACAUAAAUGCAGAUGACGAGGGGUCCAACGUCAUGGGGAAAAAUAAAGAGUUUGCCCUUUUAGAAGGUGUGGACAAGGUGGCAAAUGAAGAUUGUGUCCACACCGAUAACUCAAUUUCGUUGGACACCAUCGCGUUGUUUGACAUUGCUGGUAUUAUCAAGUCUGAACACCUGAUUUCAAAGAAAAUAGUUCGAUGCAUGUUUGGUCUUCUCUUUUAUUUCUGCCACUAUACUUCAUCAGAGAAGCUUCUUAAAGAUUGGUCAACAAAUGUACGUCUUUUCUGGUUUAGCACAUUCUCACAUGUCCAAAAGCUUGAGUGGGAACCUCCACCUUGAGGACAAGGUGGUUUUUAAGGG
Molecule: messenger RNA, 1018 nt
Organism: Cuscuta campestris
Lineage: Eukaryota; Viridiplantae; Streptophyta; Magnoliopsida; Solanales; Convolvulaceae
Source: the annotation of a GenBank genome assembly